AUGGCUACCAGGUUUAUUACAUACCAUGAUCUGGACGACCUUCGAGACAGACGGAAGCGAGCCCAGAUCAACGCGUACAUCAACUCGACCAGGAAAGAGCACAGAUUCAGAACGUCGAAGCGUACGUCGAAGCCGCCUCUCGAAUGGCAACAUCAGCCACAAAAUCCUGCGCUGGUGAAAGUUGAGCCAGGCCUUGCGGAGGACUCUGUUAUCGAGAGACCCAGUUCAGCGAGCGCCGAGGACGUUGAUGAUGCUCCCUCCCUCCCUGGUCGGACGUACAAAGCCGAAGCUUUGGCUACACCUCAGACCCUACUUGAUGGCUUCCGUCGUGAUCCCUUUGCGUCGUUUCCGGUCACUCAAUCUGGACAGGUGCUAUGGGCGGCGGAUUACUUCACUCGUGUCUACGCCAGAGAUAAUGCGUCCUUGUACUCCGACGAGAAAGGGAAUUGGCUAUUGAACAGACUCUUCUCUCUGGCGCUACAGUCCGAUAUGUUGUUCGAAGCCAUCAUUCUGUCCAUGUCACGACUCCAUCCUGCUGGCCAAAGUGCAAUUGUCCCUGGCGGAGUUCGCUUCUCCUACUACAGGACGAGCGUGAUCUCGAAGCUUCACCGCAGGCUCGCAGUCAAGGAAAAAGCUACAGAUGACAUUACCAUCCACACAAUCAUCGCUCUCAUCUCAGCCGACUUCUUCGCAGGUCAUGACGAGAAUGCUGCCACCCAUCUCAAAGGGUUGCAGGCCAUUGUCGCCUCUCGUGGCGGGCUGGAGCAUGGAGAUUUCGACCGCUUCACGAUAUACAAUUUGACUGGUUGCCAUGCGCUCUGUCAAUUUGCUUCCGAACGUUACCGACAAUGCUCAGCCGCCGCGGUCAAGCCUCAGAUCGAAUUGAUCUACCCCGAGCAUCCGUAUUCGCCAAGUCUCUGUGCUCUCAUCGCCACUCUCCCCGUCGGCUUCGGCGACAUCGCUAUCGACGGCCGCCUCUCGGUGCAAAUCAUCAAGCUUCUCGCCCGCCUCGCUAGCGCUGCCCAGGACUCACCGUUGAGGAAGGACGUCUCUGUAACUGAAGUCAACAAAAUUGGGAUAGAUCUGCUCAGCUUCAUGUCGCAGCGCAGCGUCACACCGCUGGAAAGAAGUAUCUGCGUGCUGUGUUUCAUGUUCAACAUCCGCGACGGUCUCCAGGCGACUCGCAACAAGGGGCAACAAAUCUUUGGCGAGUUUCUGGGCAAUCUGAAGAAUGUCCUGAAAACGACGUCCGAGACAUUCAUGUCGCUGGAAGGUUGCACGGCCGAUCUCGCCAUUUGGGGCGUGGCAAUCCUGACAACCGUGUCGACUGCCGAGGGGUUGGGCUUGUCCGAAGAGGAACGCGGUGAGACACUCGCACGGCUCGUGAGGCGACAUCCACGGACAGCGAGGUAUUGGAAUGAAAUCGAGCUCCGGGUGAAGCGGUUCUUCUUCCCGGACGCCUGGAUAGAGGAGUUCCAUAUUUGGUGGAAGAAAGAAAUGGCCGAGCACGCGUUUUGA
Molecule: messenger RNA, 1518 nt
Organism: Cladophialophora carrionii CBS 160.54
Lineage: Eukaryota; Fungi; Ascomycota; Eurotiomycetes; Chaetothyriales; Herpotrichiellaceae
Exons: 4
Coding region: 1-1518 (505 amino acids)
Source: RefSeq, a predicted model, not a curated record